Molecule: messenger RNA, 15236 nt
Organism: Erpetoichthys calabaricus (reedfish)
Lineage: Eukaryota; Metazoa; Chordata; Cladistia; Polypteriformes; Polypteridae
Gene: tnrc18
Product: trinucleotide repeat containing 18
Exons: 30
Coding region: 351-9287 (2978 amino acids)
Molecular function (GO): chromatin binding
Source: RefSeq, a predicted model, not a curated record
UAAAGAGUUUUCUGAGAUCUACAGAAAGGGACUUGCAAGGGGCUAUUUUUCUAUGUUAUAGCUUACUGAAGGAUGGACUGUAUAUGGAGUUUGUGAUUUGUUUUCGCGCAAACACGAUUUGGAAUGUACUAAAACAUUGGGAUUUCUCAUGUAAGACUACGGAUCUCGGCUCAAGUAAAGAGCCUUCUGCUUUUCCAGGGCGGAGAUGUUUUUUUAACAAAACACAAGGAUUAAAAGGGUCAAAAGAAUGCAAGAAAAGGACAUCAAUUCACCUGGAAAUACAGGGACUGUCUGACGGCAAACUCUGACCCGACGGAGGAUUUUUGUUUUAGUUUGUUUCCCUGGUUUGGAUGAUGGAUGGCCGCGAUUUUGGACCACCGAGAGCUGUCCAUGUUCCUCCUCCGCUUCUUACCGGGCUGUCUAUGGAGUCGCACCGACUCGGGUCCGCUGCUUCAGCUGGCCGCAUCGCUCCAUCUCCCGGCCACUUAUCAACGGGGCACACGGCGUCCAUCCACACUGGGAAAUACAUGCCGUCCGCCAUUAACCUCCAUUCCCACCACGGUGAUGCCUUUCCUGGGAGCUCUAGUACUUUUCUUAGUGGUUAUGUUGGAAGCGGGUUAGGAAGCUCCUCAGCACCCCAGGGCACCCCCUCUUCACUCCCAGCUGAUGCAUCAUUCAGAGCGCCCACUCCUUCCAAUCUCCAAAUGGCACAUCUGUGGGCUUCUCACCCACAUGAAGCAGGAUUUCCUCAUUUGCCAAACUCCCUGUAUCAGAACCCUUACAUUCCACUUAGCCAUUUGGAUCAUUCACCUGGAACCCCACUCCUGGCCCAACUUGGGCAGCACAGCCUGUUUGAAGCCCAGAAAGAGGUGUUUUACUUACCUGGCCAGUCAGCCUUACAUCCACAAUCUGCCCUCUCAAGGACAACGUCCACUCACAACUCAAGUUCUCUUCUACGGGAGAAGGAUGUAUCUUCAUCACUGCCUCUUUCCAAAGGUGGAAAGGAGUCAAACAAAGAUACAGUUAGGGAAAAAACCUGCCGUAUAGAUCUAGGCCUUUCUCUCCCACGAAAAGAAAGAGAACGGUCUAAGGAUGAGCCAAGACCCAAAAGUGUAGUUGACCUCACUCAGGAUGCUAAACAAGACAGUGAGAGGAAAUCAAGUGGCUUAGACAGGACUCUUAAAUGCGUGGAGCGCACAUCACCAUUUUGCCAUGACCACUCCCCCAAUUUGGGUGGUGGGGAGCCAAAGUCUAAGAACCCUUUGCAAACAUCCUCUUUGAAUAACUGUAAUAAUGGGGGUGGUAGUUCUUCCAUGAGAUACCUGGGCACUGAACAGGACAAGGGCACCAAGGACCUAAGCCGUCAUGAUGAGAACAUGAGACCCUCGGUAAAUGUCCAUGGAGACAAGCUUAAAAAAUGUGAUACAGUUGUAACUUCUGUUGGCACUUUACAUGUUUCUUGCAGUUGCCCAUCUUCUCAUUGUAACACUUCUCAACCUCCUACAAGAAUGGUUUCUUCAAACACAUUCCCAGUCAGUAAUCAUACUCAGUCCAACUUACAUACCCUCUGUUCACCUUUUAAAGAAUCAGGAAGGGAACAUAAAGUAAUUGCACCCACAUUUGUGCCUUCAGUUGAAGUUUAUGAUGAAAGAAAUGGGCCAAUCCAGAUAGCUUCACAGGCCAGAGACAGUAAAAAUGACAAACUAAAAGAAAAAGAUGGGAGUAAAUUAGGAAGCUCUACAACCACCAGUGAAAGGACACUUAUAGAACCGAUAAGGCCACCUCAUGCACACGAUUCUUCAUUACAUGGAGACAUUAAGAGGAUGGAAGUAUUAAGGGAAGAGGGCUCAGUUAUAAGGUCAAACUGUGGAGCACUAAAAAGACCAUCAUCCUCAGAAUUAUUUUUGAAUAAAACAUUGCAUGGCACAGAUUCGAGAGAUUUGCUCUUAGCUACUAACAUGUCCAAAGAAGCUAUUAAAAUGGGGCUUGAAGUCGAAACACAUAAUCAAGAGCGAGACAGGGCACAAAGAGCUGCCAUCAGAGAUUCUGGGAAAAUAUAUAAUGGAGUGGAUGCUUCACGAAUUCACAUAGAACAGCCCCAACUUAAAAACGCUGCUUCUUCUGAGUCAAAGUGGAAAUCUUUUGAAAUGAGUAAUUAUGCUACUAGUCAGAUGGCCACGCUUGCUGCUCAGCAUGUUCAUGGAAGUAAAUCAGAGGAGGACAUGAAAAAAGUGUACAUUGAUCCUUCUGGUCAUCAGAGAUCUUCUGUAGUUGGAAGUUCAAGAAGCUGUUCUGAAGUAUUGCAUCCAGGCCCACAUGGAGAAGUUUCUGCCAUGCAAAGCUUGAUUAAAUAUAGUGGUAGCUUUCCUAAGGAGACCGGAGUACGUGCUAACAGUGGGCCAAAGAGUCCUUUUGGUGGGCUUGGAAAUAUGAAACCAGAAGCUAAUCCAUCUGCUGUGUCAAAAAUUCAGCAUCUACCACCCCAACAAUCUGGAAAACAAUUAAAAAGAGACCCUGAGCGCCCAGAGAGUGCAAAGUCAUUCGGCAAGGAGAGCAUCAGCUCUCAGGGAGAAGUGGAAGUAAGACAUCCUCCAGUUGGUAUAGCCGUUGCUGUUGCCCGCCAGAAGGACAAUACAAACAAAGCCAAUUCUGGCCUAGAGAGGGACCACUCUCUUCCUCUGGGAAGCAUCAAAGGAUCUAGCCGUCCAGAUGAUGAUCGUGUAGAUGACCGUGGCCGUCACCGUGACGACCGUCUUCUGACAAGCAGAUUAGAAAGAGAGCAAGAAAAACUGCUUCGAGAAAGUAAGGAAUUGGCAGAUUUUACCAGGAUUCAUCCACCUGGUAUUUCUGCAAAUGGUUUGAAUUCAAAUCUUAUGGUAACAGGAGGUCCUCCAUUAACAAAUUCAGGGAGAUGGACUGCUGAUCCCACAGGCCACUUAGCUUCCCACCAUUGGAUUCCUCGCACAGGCAGCCCCUCCAUGUGGUUAGCUGGUUCUCCAUAUGGCUUGGGACACCCAUCUUUGCAUCAAAGCAUGCCUACGGGCUAUCAUGCUGGCCUUCCAGGCUCUAUACCUUCACCAUACCAGUUUGCACGUGAUCCCCAGUCUGGGCAGCUGUUAGUUAUUCCAACAGAACACCUUCCACACUUUGCUGAAUUGAUGGAACGGGCACCCCCUCUCUGGCCAGCUGUGUAUCCUCCAGCUGGAAGUACACUUCAGCAUGCACAUCAGCUUCAACUACUGUCUCACCAGCAGUUGCUAAGACAGCAUGAAAUGUAUAUUUUCCAUCAGCAAGCUGCACAAGCAAUGGAACUUCAAAGAAGUGCACAACUUGUGGAACGUCUGAAGGCCAGCGAACAAAGAAAUGAAGUUGAAGACAAGGCCUGCAAAAGAGGCAAUGAAACCAAACAUGGACUUGUUGCUGCGUGUCCCCCUGCCUCUCAUUCCAGAAAGCAACAAUCUCUUUCACCGGCCCCAUCUACAUCUUAUGGCAAAGUUGUGACACCCCAACCGCUCACUCCCUCCCCUUUGCCCGUCACUGCCCUCAAAUCUGGUGGUGAACACAAAGUAGAAGAGGCCAUUUCCCAGCAGCUCUACUCACAUCCUUCAGCUCCAGGUCAUCGUCCAUCCAGUCCCCCAACUGCUUCCCCACCACCUGAGCCUCCUGUUCCUCCUAAGGAGGAAGUCUUGGAGGAACUAGAAAAGAAAGAACAUGAUUUUUGUAAAGAAGCUUCUAAAACCUUUCAAGCAAUGUUUUCUGAAAUCCCUCCAGGCUAUUCUUUGCAAUCAAUAACUGCUCCUUUUGGUGGCAAUUACCCCUACCUCCUACAGCCUGCUGCUGCUGCGGAUGCCGAUGGACUGGCUCCAGAUGUGCCCUUGCCAGAGGAAACCUCUGAGCAUUUGGCUACCUCACCUGAAGUUAAACCCAUGCAUUUACACUCGCCCAACACUGUACAACACCUGCAUACUUCUGAGGAAGAACAAUCAAUAGCUGAGAACUCCGAGCACAAAGAAGAGCCGCAGCUUGAUGAAAAUUGUGAGAGCCUAUGCCAAGAAAAUCUGGUAGAAGAGAAUGAGAGUAUUGCUCUCAUGGAAUGUGUCAAUAAAGAUCAUAAUUUGGCUAGUGAACAGGAAAUGCAGCCCAUAAUGGAAAUGUGUGCAGGUGUCCUGGAGCAGGAACAAGAAAAGGACAUCGGAGAAGUAGAGAAUGACAAUCCUGCCAUAGUAAACUGCCACAAUUCCUACCAACUCCUGAACUGCCAGGAAACUAAGCAGCCCCAGAUUGAAGAACAAAAAGUGGAAACAUGUACAGAAUUUGUGAACUUUGACACUUCUGAAACCUACCAGGAUUCUUUAGAACUUCAGCCAAGGGCAGAAGGCUUUUUAGAUAUGGACACAUGUGACUUGAGCUGUAACAAAAUAGAGGAAGAACAGGCAGUAGAGACUAUAUCAAACAUACUGCCUUUAACAUUAGAUAAUCCUCAAGUUACUUUAUCUGGCAAAGAGACUGUUGUUUCCUCUCCAUCUAGCAACUUUGAUUCAGUGGAUAUUAAGUCCGAAGAUCCUAUGGCGGGUAUGAAUGCUUUGGUGGCAGCCACUGAACUACCACAAGCAUGUUCCCUGCCAACGUUAAAUAGUGACAUUAUUCUUCCUGCAGUCUUUGAGACUGCCCCCAGUUUUCCUGCCAUUGAUUCAGAUGACCUUCAUGGAAUUGCCCUGUUGAGUGAAAUUGCUGAGUUAGAGCUAAAGCGAAGGAGGAAUGAGAUCAACUGCACAAUGAGAGCUGAUUUAGAAAGUCUAUUGGUUGCAGGCACAAAAGUUUUAAUGGAAGCACUUGCAUGCAAGCCUGCAAUAACUAUCCGGCUACCUCGAGAGCUAAACCCGAACAAGAAAUACAGCUGGAUGCAGAAAAAAGACGAGCCUAUGUUCUCCAUUAAAUCCACAAUAGAAGGGAUGGGUGCAAUGGAGCUGGAUUACAGGAUGAGACUGGCAGAGCUACAGAGGCAAUAUAAAGACAAACAGAGAGAGCUGGCUAAGCUGCAGAAGCGAAGGGAUGCAGAGGAGAGACAUGAUGAAAAGAACCAAAGUUUAACAAGAAGAGGUCCAGGAAGACCAAGAAAGAGAAAACAUGGAUUAAGUACAUCUUCCUCACCUCCUGGGAAAAGUGAAAGUAAAUGUGGAAGACUUGGCAAGAGCCUCUUACUCUCUGAGGACUCGGAGACCGGUGAGAUCACUGGUAAACGGUUUCGUGGCCUGAAUCCAGAGGAGGAAGAAGAGCUAGACAGCAUUGGCAUUCAAAUGAAAAAGAAAAGCAAAAUUUGGGAUGAUCAGGAAGCAUCAUCUAGCUUUUCCUUGGAGAUGCAGACAAAAAGCAAGAAAAAGAAGAAAAUCAUUGAUCAUGAAAAAUUGGCUACCAAACUGGACAAAGCACUUUCUCUAAACAGACUCAGUAAAAUCAGCAAGUCCCCAUUUAAGUUUGCAGAUGUUCCACUUUCAAAAACCAAAAACAGCUCUGGUAGCAAACCCCUUAUUACCCAUGGACUGGAAAUGAUCACAAAAGAAAGAAAGAAAAAUCUUUCUAAAAACAUGGGGAUUUCACAAAAACCUUCUAAAGAAGGUAAAUGCAGAUCAUCCUCCAAACCCAAGAAGAUGAAUGUUGGAAUACAGGUGAAAGCUCAGCUCAAAACAUCUCGCUCACCUUCAAGGUCAGAAGUCAGCAGUUAUUCAUACAAUACAGACUCUGAGGAUGAAGAUGAAUCAAUAAAGGAUGUAUGGCGGCCUCACUCUACAUUAAGUACCCCUGGAUUGAAGGGAAAGCUUUCCAAUCCAUAUGGUUCUGUGUCAAAGAAGAGCAGACAAUCAGCACAGCCAUCCAAGAGAGGCAUGUCAUCAUCGGUUGAAACACUGAAAUCAAGGCAGGCAACAAACAAGAGAAAACACAAGCACUUUGCUUUGCUCCUUCAAGAGGCAGAGGCGCGGUCUUCCUUCAGUGACUCCUCGGAGGACUCAUUUGAUCAAGCAGAUUUUUCCUCUGAUGAAGAGGAUGAGGAGGAAGAGGAAGACGAGAUAGAUGAAGAAGACUAUGGCAUGGAUGAAACCAAUCAACUGUGCUCUCCCACUUUGGAGGAGAGUGGUUUGGGUUUGCUUGCUAGGUUUGCUGCCAGUGCCACACCCACUCCCCUUAUCUCACCUCCUCUCUCUGUUGUCCAGUUGGAGGCAAAGCAGAAGGCUAAGAAAAAAGAAGAAAGACAAAGCCUAAUAGGCACUGAAUUUGAGUAUACAGAUUCCGAAAGUGAUAUUAAAAUCAAGAAAAAGGUUUCAGCACAACUUCAUAAUAAGAAACAAUUGCCUGAAUUGGUGAUUUCUCAAGUAGCAGCUGGAGAUGAUUCAUGCUUGAACAGGACAAAGAUGACAGAAAAAGGCAGAAAGCCUAAAAAAGUUAAGUCACCACGUGAAUUUAGCUUUGACUUAGGAGGUGAGGCAAGUGAUGAUGAUCGAUGGACACGAAGGAGGAGUGAGCGCAUUUUCCUCCAUGAUGCUGGAGUGGGGAUGUCUGUUGCACCAACUGAAAUCACUGCUUCCACUGCAACAAAACCUGCUCGAUGUUCAAAGACUCAAAGUCCCAGAAAAGAGGCUAACAAAUCAAAGGACACCAAAGAUCUUACAAAGAAAAGAAAAGGGAAAAACAGCCCUUUGUGUUUAGCACCUCCACAAAUAUCCAGCACCACCACGGAUGGCAGGGUUAGCAUAGCGGCUUGUCCACUUAGCCCCACCAAGAAGAGUAAGAUGAAGAUAAAAACAAAGGAGGCUCGAGGCAAAGGUGGUGCAGUGAGUAAGCUGAUGGAAAGUAUGGCAGCUGAUGAAGACUUUGAGCCAAAUCAGGACAGCAGCUUUUCAGAAGAUGAAAACACCCCACUGAGCAUGCUGAUUGACAGGCCCUGCACACCUGCUCCUCGCAGCUGUGUCAUUGAUAAAGACGAGCUGAAGGAUGGUCUGAGGGUACUCAUUCCCAUGGAUGAUAAGUUGUUGUAUGCUGGUCAUGUCAAAACUGUACACUCUCCAGACAUUUACAGAGUGGUAGUGGAGGGAGAACGUGGCAAUCGACCACACAUCUACUGUCUUGAGCAGCUCCUACAAGAAGCGAUUAUUGAUGUUAAGCCCCCUUCUGUGAGAUAUCUACCAGAAGGGACAAGAAUUGCUGCCUAUUGGAGCCAGCAGUACCGCUGCCUUUACCCCGGAACUGUAGUGCGAGGGAAUCCUGAUGUAGAUGAGGAGGAUGAUUUGAUAACUGUGGAGUUUGAUGAUGGAGACACAGGACGAAUUCCUCUGUCUCACAUAAGACUGCUCCCUCCGGAAUACAAAAUACAGUGUGCAGAACCUUCCCCAGCUCUACUAGUGCCCAGUGCUAAGCGGCGCAUCAGAAAGCCCAGCAAGGAUACGGUAGUCAGUAAAGAACCCAUCCAUCCUGGGUCAGAGCAAUCAAUGCCAAAAAGCAGGGGUCGUGGAAGAAAACCCAAACCUAAACCUGGGCCUGAACCUGUGUCUGAGGACAUUGAAAAGCGUGAUGGUGCUGCUUCAACGGAAUCCCAAGAAAGAUCUAUAGUGCUUAUGAAGCCUUGUCAAAAGCCCAAAAGAAAGAAUCAUCUGAGUUCUACAUCAGGCACCUCGGCGACAGUGGCAAAUGAAGUGAAGAAAAAUACAAAGGUGAACAUAGCUGCCAAACCAACAACACAUCAAUCAACAACUUUCACACCACUAGUUUUUGGAAAUGUUCUCUCUGUAGAAUCUUACAGUGAUCUCUCUGGUUCAUUGAGUCCAUAUAUAGUUAAUGAAGGCAGCAGCCCUACAUCAACCAAGGCAAAAAAGGGAAGGAAAGGACAGGAGCCUGAAGAGUUUGGACCCAUGAGUAAGGGACAAAAGAAACCAUCUGAAUCUGAGAUCUUGAUUAAGCUGGACCAUGAAGGAGUUAUGUCUCCAAAAACAAAGAAAACCAAAGCUCUGAUGAUGAUGGAAGAUCAGAACCUUCUUGGCAAGAGAGACAGCAAGACUUCAGUUGGCUUGACGUACCCAACUGCUAUAGGAGGGGAGGUCAAACAAAAAGCAAAGACCAAAGUUGGAGAAACUGAGAAAGCAACAUCUGGGACAAUGUCUACAUACAACAUUGACAAGUUAGGAAACGGUACAGAUAUGUUAGCCAAAGUAGAGGUAAAUGAACCUGAUGAAUCAGAUAGCAGCAGCAGUAACAGCAGCAGUAGUUCAGAAUCAGAAGAAGAACAAACCCAGGAUGUGGGGAACCAAGGAGAUAGCAGUUCUACCAGCUCCAGGGCAUCAAGCCCCAUUCUCUCCUCUAAUACUUCCUCUUCCUCCUCUUCUACUAGCUCCUCUUCCUCUUCUUCUUCCUCAAGUUCUAGCUCAUCAUCCUCAACCACUGACGAAGAUUCAUCUUGCAGCUCAGAUGAGGAGACAACUAGUUCCCCUCACCCACCUUCUCCUGCACAACCAAACCAUUCCCAAAGUGAAGGCAAGGUCACAGAACAGCUUCAGACAUCCUGUCCAUCUCGGGCAAGGAAUCUGAAGCAGCAACAGCAGCAACAAAAGCAGCCACAAGGAAGUAAUAAGAGUAAGCCGAAGAAACGGGAAGGCAUCCACCUUCCCACAACCAAAGAGCUAGCCAAGAGACAGAGAUUGCCAUCAGUAGAGAACAGACCUAAAAUUGCAGCUUUUCUUCCGGCUCGGCAACUGUGGAAGUGGUUCGGCAAACCUACACAGAGGCGAGGAAUGAAGGGAAAGGCCAAAAAACUGUUCUAUAAGGCAAUUGUACGAGGAAAGGAGAUUAUUCGGAUUGGGGACUGUGCUGUGUUUUUGUCAGCAGGGCGUCCUAACCUGCCCUAUAUUGGAAGAAUCCAAAGCAUGUGGGAAUCUUGGGGGAACAACAUGGUGGUCCGAGUAAAGUGGUUUUACCAUCCUGAAGAGACAAACCCAGGAAAGAAACUGCAUGAUGGCAAACAUUGGGAUCGGAAGUCUGGAAGAGGACUACCAGCUUCUCUUCAGGCUUCCAACCAGAGAAAGGACUUUAUGGAGCGUGCUCUGUACCAGUCAUCACACAUUGAUGAAAAUGAUGUACAGACUGUCUCCCACAAAUGUCUCGUGGUGAGUCUGGAGCAGUACGAACAGAUGAUAAAAACAAAGAAGUACCAAGACAGUGAAGACCUUUACUAUCUGGCAGGUACAUAUGAACCCACCACUGGGAUGAUCUUCAAUACUGAUGGAGUUCCUAUUAUAUGCUGAGUGUCUGGUUCUCAUUAAUAUGUUGGCUGAGGAUGUUGAAGGGGCCUGAAAUCAAGUAUCCAGUAAAACAAAGUGAUACUGCAGGAAAUUUACCAAGACAGCCUUCAAGAUGGAAUAGACAUCCAUUAAAUACUGUAUGCCUUCAAGUGGAUGUAAAAGAUGACAGGAAACCAGUAGCAGGUUUGUUCAAGGACAACUGUGACCUUCAUGGUCCAGUGAUUUGGUGAGUCUGAAUUUGAUAAAGAGGGGAAAAAAUAGCAUUGUGUAAAUACCAUAUGCAAACUACAAAGAAAAGCAUCAUUACCUUUGGUUCUUCAGGGAAAUGGCUGAAGCCUGAAGAAAUGUUUGCCCUCAUCACAGAAUAACACUCUCAGCUUCAGACUUGAAAUGUAUUUGAAUAAAAAUCAACUCUCCGGCAGCUCACAGUAUAUCUCUCUUGCAGUGUAUGCCCUUCGAGGCAGGAAGACAUUAUCAGGCAGAGACCUUAUUCUGGGAAGCCAGUCACCUGACUUCCAAGGAGUAAUUAUAUCAUGCAAAAGAACUUUGAAAUGAAUUCCGAGAGCUGCAAAUCUGGCCUUCGAGGCAAAAAGAACUGAAAGUUGAUGGGAUGCAUUCAUGGUAAAGAAAGGAGAAAGGCAAUUUGGACUUUAGGGAGGUCACACUUUAGAAAAUUGCAGCCUGUUAAUUGUGUCCUUGGUUGUGGCUUCGGAGGAGGGAAAGUAACAUCAUUGUGGAGAAAGUGUUGAAGAGGUCAGAAAGGCAAAAAUGCUUCUUCUGCUUGUCUGAGCUACUUAAUAUACAACUAUUAUGACAUCACCAGCCACAGAUGCUGCUACCAGCAAAACCUCAAUUAAAGAUGACACCAUUCAUAAAAAAGACUUGCCAAAUCUUUGAGCUUGUAAGGUUUUCAAAGAAUUGCUUGGCAUUUUGCAAGCCUGUUGCCCUGCCUUUUGAAGCACCUAAUUAAUUGCGAUAAUAUGCACACAAGCAGAGAAAACUAACUUAAAGGAAAGAGAGAACAUUAUUCUCCCCACUGCAAUCAUCUGGAGAAGUUUUUCAUUGGGUUGUAAGCAGCAAGCUUGGCGUGUACACAUUUAAUUAUGUGACUUUCUAUGGCCAGACUCAAACCCUAUAGCAGUGCCUACCAAGAAAUGUAUUUACACUAUAGGUAUGAUGUCAGAAGAAAGGAUUACAAAUCACUUCAAGCACUUAAGAGGGAAUGCAAAAAAAAAAAAAAAUCCCCCAACCAUGGGACCUCCAUAUUUGACUUACAUGACCGAUCUAGCAAAUAAUAUAGGUUUUGUUUGUUUUGUGAAAUUAAUGUUGGUUCUGACCAAUGAAGAGGAGGAGCAACAUGGGAGGGGUGGGUAAUCAGAAUUUUUAAGACAUGCAGCUGUAUUUUAAGAUCAAUUUUAAGCAGUUAUUUAAAAAGUAGUUUUAUUUUUUUUUACGAAAAAAGAAAUGCAUGACCUUAAAUUUGAAAUUCAUUUGAGGGAGCCUCAGUGUUUUCCAGUGUAUUAUAGAAAUGUAUUCAAAAAUGUUCUAUUUCUUUUUUUAUCAUAAGUGUAAUUAUUAAAACAGAGAGAAAAAGCUUUAUAAAACUGUGAAAAAGUAUAAAAAAAAAACCUAAGGAUGGGGUUAAAAAUGUACACUAUAAUCUUUGUGCUGGAUUGAUACCAAACAGCAGGUAUAUGUGCAUGACAAAACAAAAAAGUUUAUUUGUUUUAAAAAAAUCCUAACAGUAUUUUUGUCUGGUGAGUAACAUACAGGAGGAGAUGCCUUUGUUUAGAGCACUUAUUCACUGCCGAUUGCCUUGUGUAUAGAGGAUAUCUCAGACAAUCGAGGAUGAGGAGAAUGAGGUGUGUUGUUUUAUUCCAUUUCACUCCUUCACGUGUCUGUGUUGUGUAACUGACAUACAACGUAUGCAUCACAUGAACUGAGCAUCUUUGUGUUUAUAUAUUUAAAAAAAAAAAGAAAGCCCACGCUUGCUAACUAGGGAUUCCAUGUCAGGUACUGUAGCACCCAUGAAGGUGUGAAAAAAAAUCUGAUGAUUGGUAAAAUUCUUACAUUUGCCAUUUUCUAUAGUUGGUAUUAGUUCAAAUCCUAAUUUUAUGCUCUGGACUAUCUAAUAAAAAUUGUCCAUAUAUUGUAUUAAAUGCAGUUUGCACUACUCCAUAGUAAUAUUGAAAUAAUAUCCUACAAAAUUUUAAUUAUCACAGCUAGCCAUUAUUUUAUCCCAUUUGUACAAAUUUCACUUCUGAUUUUGAGCUUUUUGCGACUCUUGCCAAACUGUCAAAUAUUAUUUAUUAUUUUUUUCUUGGUUUUCAUUUUUUUAUACUCAAAAACUCCACUUCUGACGCCAUAAUUUUGUUUGCAUUUAUAGCUCUUUGAAUUAAUAUCUCUGUGGCAUUCCACAUUUGACAAGCUGAAAACAUGGCAGGGGUGUUACUCAAGGAUAAAUUAAGCACACUACUCAUCUUUUUUGUUUUGUCCCCAGUACUGCCUUCCAAGGAUAACAUGCAAAUGGCCAUAAAUUAUGAGGAAAGUUGAUGAUUCAUGGUUUUUGCUAGUUUAUAUUGCACUAAUUUCAAGUACCACAUUAUAUACUAUAGCUCAUUGUACACUACAUGUCUCUUCUGCUUUGGGUCACAAAGCAGCCACCACCUUACCCCAGCUUGUAAACCUUCUUUAAGACCAACACACAAUAAAACAGGCACUUACUUUAAAUUGCCAUCUCUCACAAAACCUCGCUGCAUCUUCUAGAAGCUGUUGAAUCAGAUGAGCUCAUUUUUAAGGCCAGUUUUUAAGAUGGCUAUGUUCCAGCUCAUGUUUUCCAAUUCUGUCCACUUUAAUGACUAAAAAUGGCACUUACGGUAAAAACGACUAUUGUACCACUUGUGCCACAAAGACAUUAACAUAAAUCUAGAUCAAAUGCUCUUGAAUGUAAGAAAUAUUUUAUGUUGUAACAGCUCUUAUAUAAGUACUCUAGCAUUAAUAAUAAGAAUGUGUACAGUUUACAAAAAGCUUUAGCUUGCAUUUACUAAUAUAACAACUUCUUAAUACCCCCAUGUACAGAAGGUCCGUCUUAGCUUUAACAUAAGUGUCAGCCAUUCUUAAGCUGUUGUUUACGAUUUGUUAGCCUGGAUCAGCUAUUGUCCAUUGUGUUUACUGACGUUAGACUGAAACAGAAUUGCACUAUUUCCUUGUGGCUGUAUGGGCCACUCCUGGUAAUGGUGUGUACAGGACAGUCCAGCUGAGCGUGACAACAUAACUCACUCCAGUAUUUAUAACAUGGCAAGCUAUCCUGAAAGUGUGAGACCAGUGCAAAUAACACACACUUGCACAUAAAAGGCACCAUUACCGCCUUAUAGAUAGAAUCAUAGCCAGUAUACACAAUGACAUAAAAAAAUUAAUAUUCUGUGGCCUUUAAAUUACCCUGCUCUUAUAUUUUAAAAAUGGGAUUGCCUCCCCAUCAUCAUCGCUGACGUUGUUUUAAUACUUGUUUAGUACAACAAAAAUGAAAAAUCCCUAGAAAAGGUAAUAGUUUCAUUCAAUAAAGACAAAUUAAAGAAGAGCUCUGUGUGUAUGACAUUAAGAUUUCGGCCAGUGUUAUCACUUUUUAAAUAAUGCACGUUCCUUGUGAUUAACAUGACAGAGCAGAUUUAAGACGUUUAUGCUCUUUGUCUGUCUCAUUAGAAUAAUUUGCUGUAAUAUUUUAUGUCGUAAAAAUCAAAAUUAAAGCAUUUAAAUAGCAUAAUGCACUUAGCCCCUAAAUUGUGCAGUAGACGAUUUCAACUUUGUUGUGCUGAUGCAGGUCUGGUCAGGUGUACUCGGAAAGCUUUUCUCCACGAUGGAAGAGAGCUGGGUGAAGUUUAUAGCGGGGAAGGGAUAUCCCACUCAUUUGUCCCCUUUAGAGCCAAGCAGCAUUUACUAUUUGCUUGUUCCCCAUCGGCUCCAAACUGAAUGUAGUUGGGAGGCAUUUUUUUGCCUCCUUUUUUUCCCUUUAGAGCUUUGAUGAAUAAAAUAAAGCUAGAAGGUGUUUCCUUAGCAGGAGCUCAGCUGGCUGGUCCAACUUGAGUGAAUUGCUGUUUUCUUUCUUUCUUUCUUUCUUUCUUUCUUUCUUUCUUUCUUUCUUUCUUUCUUUCUUUCUUUCUUUCUUCCCCAUUUUAGGUUGCGAGGUUAGGUUUGUAAUACGCUGUUGAUGACAUCUUGUUCAGAAAGUGAGACCUCACGUACUUACACCCACACACAUGCUCUUGCACCUUUUGUUUACUUGUGUUUUUCUGGAGGACACCCUCAGGUCAUUGAACACAGGGCAGCAAACUUCACAGGGCAUCUCGCAACAAAUCUAGCCUAAGAGAAACCUGCCAAGUCACAUCUUUCUUACCACAGCAGAGGGUUUCGUCACAAUAGUGAGAUCAAAGAGUACAAUCUCACAAGAGACACCAAAAAAGUGUUUUUUCAUUUUUGCUCUGUGGUAUUCAUCAUUUCCAAAGAAUUUUACCUCGUUCAAAGUGGCCUUUACAUAGCAUGUCUCAAAGUGCAUACUUUUGUUAUUGUGGCCUUUUUGUUUUGGUAUAUUUGUGACAUAGUUAGUAAUCACAUUCAGAUAGUAAUGACCAGUUUGUACACUGCUCUGAGGAAUUCAUGUUUGGUUAGGUCUUACGUGAGUAACAAGGGAUGAGUGAAUGUAGAAGCUGAUCCAAAAAAUGCUGGAACGUUUUAAAGUACAUUUGUUAAAUUGUCCCAAUGAAAAGAGAAUUAGCCCUAUACGAUUUUAUUUAACCAGCCUCUUAUAAUGUUCAAGCACACACGUUAGUAUUGACAUACACAAUUGAUUCCACCCCUUUUAACACACUUACAUUGGGCUUUCUCUAGCUUGUAUUAAACUGGUUAAAGCGUCAGGUGUCAGGAGAUCACCAUAUUCAAUGCAGUGGAACAACUGAGCUUGAGGAUCUACGGGGUGCGCUUGAGAUUAUGAGACUCCAAGUUGACACAAGCAUGACUUCUUUUACCCUUUUACUAUGCUUUAUAGUUGAUGGGUAAAAAAAGGAAAAAAAAAAGUCUGUAGUUUACGUUCCCCCCUAAAUGUGUACUCGCUCUUCUCAAUGGGCUCUUAGUGGGACUGGCCCAUGUAUCAUUUAAGUCUGCUUCUUUUGAGGUGUCUGUGUUGGCAAGUUCCUUUGAACUAGUUUGGUGAGUUGUUGCAGACUGGCCCAUUUAAAGCACUGGUCUAAAUAAAACACACACACACAGUCACUUGUCUGCCCCUCCCUUUUGUAUUUAAACCUGACCUGAAAUGUAGUAGAAAUCUAUUGUAAAGUACGUCAUGUGUGUUUUUCAUUAAUGUAAUAUGUAUGGGUUUGUCACGUCUGUUGAGUUAAGUCAUUGGGGGUUUUUAUCUGUAUAUGCCCACUUUAUAUGUUUCCCAUCCAUCACAUACAGUAAAUCUCCUCAGUUAAUCAUGUGCAAUACUGCUGAUUGGAUCCUCGAAGGUAGCUGCUAGUGGAAAAAAUAGGUUUGUAAUUUGAAGUGUGUUGUUGGAAUUUUUGUUUUUUGUUUUUAUUUUUGUUUUUUGACGGGAGGCUGGUCCUUCACUGUUCACAGCUCUUUUGUUCUAUAAGCAUCAGAAUGGUCCUGUAUGAAAAGUGUUAUUAAAAAACUUAAAUGAUGGAAGAAGAAAAAUAUUUUGGAAUUAAAAAAAAAAAAAAAAUCAAGGUUUUGUAAAUGACUCUAUUUGGGGGUGGGAGGGAGACAAAUGUCUAUGAUUUUACUUUGUAUAAACAUUUAAUUGUGUGUUUAAAAGAAAACAAAAAUGAAAUGUGGAUCAUGUAUAAAACUCACGUAACUUUUUUAUUAAUACUACAGAGUUUUACAAAGUGUUACUUUUAAAACAUUUUAGUAACUCAGAUUUUAUAGUUUAUUCAUCAAUAAACCUGAUAAAAACAA